This is a messenger RNA of Chironomus riparius, 529 nucleotides long. Lineage: Eukaryota; Metazoa; Arthropoda; Insecta; Diptera; Chironomidae. The record is from the annotation of a GenBank genome assembly.
UUUAUCUGAGUAAACAACAGCUGCAAGAAAGUCAAAAAUGAAGAUUUUAUUGUCAAUUCUGAUUGUGGCUGCAGUGACUCUGUCCAGUCAAGCUAAAACUCGUGAAGAAAUGAAAGCAAAAUGGCAAGCAUUAGCAGCUGAAUGUCAAAAGUCAUCAGGAGCUUCAGACGAUGAUUUGGAAAAAAUCAUAACGCACGUAAAGCCUGAAACUCAUGAAGGAAAAUGCAUGAUUGCUUGUAUCUUUGAGACUAUGGGAGUUGUCAAAGAUGGCAAGAUCUGCAAAGAAGGCUUAGAAGCUUGGCAAAAAGAGUCUCCAAUACCAGCUGAAGUCAUUCAGACUGCAAUCACUGAAUGUGAAGAAAUAACUGACGCUGAUCAUUGUGAAGCAGCAACACAAAUUGGUCAUUGCUUUAAGGAUACAUUGAAGAAGGCUGGAUUAUUUCCUUAGGAUUAAGUGAAUUGUUGUUGGCUGUUAUAAGCGUAGGGCAUCGAGGGAGCCUUGGAAACAGCACAAAAUAUUUUUUUCGAC